This is a messenger RNA of Acanthopagrus latus (yellowfin seabream), 1196 nucleotides long. RefSeq names its product poly(U)-specific endoribonuclease-C-like. The record is from RefSeq and is a predicted model, not a curated record. The transcript is spliced from 7 exons. Gene Ontology annotation, molecular function: RNA endonuclease activity. NCBI's taxonomy places the organism in Eukaryota, Metazoa, Chordata, Actinopteri, Spariformes, Sparidae. Bases 51 to 923 code for a protein of 290 amino acids.
UUUUCUGAGAGGAUGGGAAGUCAGAGUAAGUUUUUCCACUGAAAAGAAACAUGGCAAGAGGUCAGCAGGCAAGCCAGGAGCUCACCGAGGUGUUUAACCAACUCUGGCGUCUGGAUAGCAACCGUCUCAGGCCGGGGACUGAUUACAUCAUUUCCCUUCAGGGGAGGGCAGGAUAUGUGGCCCAGGGCAGUAACUAUGCCAGAGACAGAGCCCGGGCUCCGCUCUUCACAUACGUCAACGAAGACAAACUCAAGAGCAUCGACACGUACGCGCAUUUCAUCAACUUGCUGGACAACUAUGAGGCGUCCACAGGUGUAUCGGAGACAGUGACGACAGAGGAGCUUCAAGAGAACAGGCUCUUUAUCGACUCCAUCAUGGAGACUGAUGUCAUGAAGUGUGCUCACAAGUAUCUGGUCAGGAAGGGGCAGUCGCCGUCAGACACAGCACAGUUCAAGAGACAGCUUUAUGACAUCUGGUUCCGCUUGUAUCACAGAGACAGGAACGGAGGUGAGGAUUCCUGUGGGUUUGAACACGUGUUUGUGGGAGAAACCAAGUAUGGCCAGGAGGUCAUGGGUCUUCACAACUGGGUCCAGUUCUACCUGCAGGAAAAACACGACCAUGUGGACUACAAAGGCUACAAAGCAAGAGCCAACAAAGAUACACCAGAUGAAGAUGACCACGUCCUGAACCUGCAGUUCAGCUGGAAAGGCUUGGUGAAGCCAGUCGGCGGCUCCUUUAUUGGCGUCAGUCCAGAGUUUGAGGUGGCUCUCUUCACCAUCAUCUUCCUCAUGGAGACUGACAAGAUGACGUCUGUGGUGGUGAAGGUGGACGAGUACGUGCUGGAGCUGGUUGUCUAUCGGCACGGCCGAUCCAUCGGCACAUCCUACCCCAAACUGCUCAGCAGCAACAACAGGGAUUUGUAAUGUUACAUCACCUAAGCUGUCAUAUAAAAAUAAUAUUUGCAACUAAUGUUACUCUUUGAUUUCAUUUUUAUGCAGUAUAAACCUAACACCGAUCUGGAUCAGGUUCCCUUUGCACUAAACUUCAGGCCUAAACUGUCUAGAAGUUGCAGCGUUUGUAGCCUAAACCUCCUGAUCUGGAUUGAUAUCAUGUAAAGAAUAUAGACUGUUAUUAAUCAUUUAUCUGCCUUAUUUUGUGAACUAUUAUGGGAACAAUAAAACAAUGUUUACAAAGUA